GGCAGGCAAUAGAACGGGAAACGGAGGAGUAGUAGAACUAGGUGGAAGGAUCAAAGGAAUAACGUAACGGACUUACAGAAAAUGGAUUUUCUUUACGGUAGCCCAUUCUCAUCUCCAGUCGGACAGCGAAUUGAGAGAGCCACGGGCUCCACACUGCAGUCGGAAGACUGGGGACUCAACAUCGAGAUAUGUGACAUCGUCAACGAGACAGAGGAUGGACCCAAAGAUGCGGUGAAAGCCAUCAAAAAGAAAAUUGUGGGAAACAAGAACUUCAGAGAGGUCAUGUUGGCUCUGACUGUGCUGGAGACAUGCGUGAAGAACUGUGGCCACCGGUUCCAUGUGCACGUGUGCACCAGGGAGUUUGUGGAGGGGGUUCUGGUUCGAGCCAUCCUCCCCAAAAACAACCCUCCUCAAGUGCUGCUCGACAGAGUGCUCAGUCUCAUUCAGGCAUGGGCCGAUGCCUUCCGGAACUCUCCGUCGCUGUCGGGGGUGGUGUGCGUGUACGAUGACCUGCGAAGACGAGGCCUGGAGUUCCCCAUGACGGAUCUGGAUGCUCUGUCUCCCAUCCACACUCCACAAAGGAGCGCGCCAGAGAACGGCAGCAUCGCUCCCCCGCCAGCAGUGCCAGCCCAACUACAGACACAAACCCUUCACGCUCCUGCUCCUGCUCCUGCCCCUACUCCUGCUCCUCCUGUUCAAUCCCCAAACUCCGACCCCCCACCAACAGACGGCCCGGUCGCCUUAUCGCCAGAACAGAGGCAGAAGCUGCAGGCGGAGCUGGACUUGGUGAAGGGGAACCUGCGCGUGAUGACAGAGAUGCUGAACCAGAGCACCACCGCAGAGUGCACCGCCUCAGAUCGAGACCUGCUGCAGCAGUUGAAUGGUGUGUGUAAGAGCAUGCAGCAGAGAGUCGUGGAGCUGAUUCCUCAGCUGCUGGACGAGGCUCUGAUUGGUGAGCUGCUGGUCGUCAACGACGACCUGAACAACGCCUUCAUCCGCUACGACAGGUUUGAAAGGUUGAGCAUCACACAGCGCACAACAGCAGCACCAGCGACCAUAACACCAACAACAACAACAACAACACAAUUGGUCCCACCUCCAGGACGUCAGAACCUCAUAGACCUCAACCCCGUGUCCCCACCCUCCUACCAGUCCUCAGUGGCCAGUCCACCUGUCAAUCAUUCCACAGCCACGGCGCCAUCCAAUCAGAUGCCUCCUCGCCGCAAGGCGGAGGAGGAGGACUUUGACAUGUUCGCCAACACCAGAGGCAGCUCUCUAGCUGAUCAGAGGAAGAGUGUGCGAUAUGAAGACCCAAGGGCUGUGGAGGGCCUGGCCGAAGCGCUGGACACCCGACUACAAGUCACAGGCGCGGUUCCCGCUUGUCUAUCAAAGGCUGCUGAUGGCGAAUGGGCAGCUGCAGAGUCCGCCUGGAUGCACAGUGAAGGACUGAUGCCCGCCGCUCGCACGGCCGCCAUGACUGACAUCGAGAAAUGGCUCUCCUCUGAAAUGCCAGAGACCGGCGAAACAGAGGGAGUGACCAGUGAAGAGUUUGACAAGUUCCUUCAGGAGAGGGCGAGAGUGGGAGACAAUCUUCCAAGAUCUCCAAAUAGAACCGCCAAUGGCUCUUCAUCAUCAUCGUCAUCCUCUUCAUCACGAACACAGAAACCAGACAAGUCACACGACAACCUCUUCACGCUGUAAACAGUACACACAAACAAACUGCUCAAGCUUAUCAGUCUACAAAAGAAAAACACAAUUGAAAAACAUGGCACGUGACUCAGUCUCCUCUACUCCUAAGAGGGGAGGGAGGCACUUGCUGCCACUGUGCUGCGUAUUGUACCGAUGUGAGUUCAUGGACACACACUCAGUGUUGCCAGAUGUGUAUGACCAAAUCCCGCCCAAAAGCUUCUCAAAAACCGCCAAAAUGCGGUAAAUUCCGCCCAAAUUCAACAAAUUACACUGACUUCUAUGGGCCCAAAACGGCUGAAAAAAAACGCCAAAUGGCCAAUUUUUUCCGAUUUUUACCCGCAGACGCUCAUCCCAAGUAGCCCAAUUGGGCGGGCACCUGCCCAAUCUGGCAACACUGCACCCGCUAUCCCUGUGUACGCCAGGGAGGCAUUGUAUUCAUCACUCACCAGGGUGUGUAAACUGUACACCAGUGGUUCUGAGAGCUGGAUAAUGCAACACCCCCAAGACAAGUCAAA
Messenger RNA from Engraulis encrasicolus (European anchovy), 2204 nucleotides. Its product is annotated as target of Myb1 membrane trafficking protein-like. NCBI's taxonomy places the organism in Eukaryota, Metazoa, Chordata, Actinopteri, Clupeiformes, Engraulidae. Gene Ontology annotation, biological process: signal transduction. The transcript is spliced from 16 exons. The record is from RefSeq and is a predicted model, not a curated record. Gene Ontology annotation, molecular function: clathrin binding; phosphatidylinositol binding; ubiquitin binding. Gene Ontology annotation, cellular component: membrane; endosome. The coding region runs from base 82 to 1701 and encodes 539 amino acids.